CCACAUCGCGGCUGCGCGGUUGAGGGGCAGCCUAUAUAAGCUCGAGUUGGACAUGGUGACUUGCCAGCCUUCUGACGGCGCACAGGAGAGUAGAAGCAGACUUGCCCUUGUCCUAAUCCCUUCUCUUACUUCUACAACCAAAGAUCCCCCUUCGCCAACAUGUCCCGAACCUUCAUGCUGAUUUUCGCCGUCUUAGCCUGCUCUCUUCUCAUCUCCGUGCAUAACACGGAGGCGGCGCCGUCCUGCGGGGCAUCCAGAUCCCAGGUUGACGCGUCCACCUGCAAGCACGGCACCGUGGAGGACUGGUGCCGCAACGUCGUCUGCGCCAAGGGCCCCGGCGAGGAGUGCGGCGGCGAGUGGGGCGAACUCGGCAAGUGCGGCGGCGGCAUGUACUGCUCGUGCGGCUUCUGCUCGGGCUGCAACACCAACCUGGAGUGCUGGUUCGGCCACUUCUGCUAGGGCUUCCGCCUCUGCCACAGCCCGGCCGCUUCUCCCUCCCCCGCUUCCUCCUUGGGCUCCCCUCGCUGCCCGGGUCCAAGGGCCGCCCCACCGUCGAGCUGAACGUGGGCGGGCCGCCUCGGGUCCCUCUCGGGCCUUCUCCUUGGAUAUGAAACGAAGAUACUACACUUACGGUCACAUCGGGUUCGAGUCAAGGUCUGCAAGAGAAAAUGAUGCCUCUUGAGAUGCAAACGUCCUCGCAGGAGGUUGCUGAAGUUCUCUGGCCCUUCCGUCGGUGAUCGCGAAGGAGCCUCAGUGCCAGGCUCCGUCGCGGGGGUUUCACCUUCACUUUACCUGAGCAACGUUGACAACUGCAGUCGAAUGGUAAACGUUUCACAUCUACUGGACGAAAGUGUAUUUUGCUAUUUUUAUAUACCCAAUUAUAUACACCAAAAAAACGAUGGAAGCUGAGCGUUGUUAUAUGUUGCACAUUUAAUCUUGUGAUAAAGGAGUACAAAUAAUAUUAGACGUCUUAAGUGGCUAGUUAAGGCCACCCCCUCUCCCUGACCUAUGUAAUAAGGACCCCCCCUCCCCCCGGCCCCAUCACACCGCCCGCAGAAGUGCCAUGGGUUCGACCGCCGCGACGCCGCCGACCCUGACUGCCCCAUCCUGUUCAUCCCAGCAGCUGCUCGUUAUCAAUACUCAUCCUCUCCAGCUAAAGAGCAUUCUCUGGCUGUGCUUCGUCUCUCUCUCUCUCUCUCAUUCUACACACACACACACACACACAAUCUUUCUUUCUUUCAGCACAGAUCUCCACUACUCACCCCAUCGCCCAUUAAGAGAAUUAUUGUAUCCAACGGUUUCGAAACCUGUCCUAUAACAAUAAUUAAUGAAAGCAAGUCCCACAGUGCAGUAAAAACCAUGCAAGUGAAGGGAAAAACUAACCCUCUUGCAUCGUCCUGUUAUCCUGCACUGCUCUUUUGUCCCCCAAAGGCUUAUACAAGUGUAUUUCAUUUUAUUCACAAUAAAGGUCGUAAACAUCAA
Molecule: messenger RNA, 1482 nt
Organism: Penaeus indicus
Lineage: Eukaryota; Metazoa; Arthropoda; Malacostraca; Decapoda; Penaeidae
Product: neuroparsin-A-like
Exons: 4
Coding region: 160-459 (99 amino acids)
Source: RefSeq, a predicted model, not a curated record